Molecule: messenger RNA, 1451 nt
Organism: Phyllostomus discolor (pale spear-nosed bat)
Lineage: Eukaryota; Metazoa; Chordata; Mammalia; Chiroptera; Phyllostomidae
Gene: TSLIG3C
Product: family with sequence similarity 98 member C
Exons: 8
Coding region: 71-1255 (394 amino acids)
Cellular component (GO): tRNA-splicing ligase complex
Source: RefSeq, a predicted model, not a curated record
AGCAGAUGCUGGGGUGGGGCCUCCCGCCAACCGGCAGGGGGCGCGCGCCUGGCAAAGAGGCAUCGUUUCCAUGGAGGGGGCAGAGGCGGACACACAGGAGGGGGCCGCUGUGGCCCGGGACCUGCUGGCCUUGGGGUAUGAGGACUUUUUGGGGGCUGUGGCGCUGGGCCCAUCGUGCCCAGACUUCAGGGCGCUGUGCGUGCGGCUGGUGGCGGAGCUGGCGACUCUGGGUGUCUUGGAGCGAGAGGGCUUGGAAGCGAUGAGCGCUGGCGAAGGCUCCGGCGCUGAGGAGGAAUUUCUGCGACAGUUGGCCGGCCUGCUAAAGGAGCUGCACUGCCCAGACCGUGCACUCUGCGGCGGAGACUGUGCGACCGCGUUGCAGAAGCCGGGCGCGUGCCUGCGCCUGCUGCGUGAGCUGAGAGGGGGACGGCCCUGGAUGCGGAAGUGGGCGAGGCUUCAGCCUCUAGAGCAGGGGAAGGGGAGGCGGACUCAGCACAUUGAGGUGGAGCCAGCAUUUUCCCGAAGGGGCGUGGUCAAAAUGCUUUCUCUGCACAGAGCUCCAGGCUUCCCGCCUCCUCUGCUUGCGUCCCCGGCGGGAUCCCAGCCCAGCGGAGCCCCUGCCCAGUGGGGAAGGAAUAGAGGAGGAAGCUGGCAUGGUUCAGGAACUGGUCCUUACUCUCCAAGCCCUGGGGCUGCCCAGACCCAUGCUGGGAACUCUCGCCAGCAGGCUGCUGCGGGAUAUCCAUGCCAAGGUCUUAGAGCUGCUGCCUUCCCUGCCCCCAGGGUCCCUGCAGCCCCUCCUCACCUACUCGCUGGAUGCACCCAGAUGGCCUUGGAGUCUCUGUGUCAAAGCCUAAGAGGUCAGUACUGCUGCCGCCGCUGCCUCCUCCUCAAGCGCCUGGACCUCACAACAUCCGCAUUCCACUGGAGUGAUCGGGCAAAGGCCCAAGGAGAGGCCAUAAAGACAGUGCUGACCCCAAUUCGAAAGGCUCUGACCCCAGAAACGGAUGUCUCCAUCGCACACGUCCUGGCUGCCCGAGCUGACCUGUCUCGUCUUGUCCCAGCCACGAGCAAGUCUGCCCGCCAAGGGACCUGCUGUGCCAUCAACAAGGUGCUUAUGGGCAACAUGCCAGACCGAGGGGGCCGCCCAAAUGAGUUGGAGGCUCCCAUGCCCAGCUGGCAGAGCAGAAGAGAGGAUGGAGGCGGUCGGAAGGCAGGCCGCCAGUGCUGGGGCCGCAAGAAGAAGAAGAAAUAAAGGACUGGUGGCUGGGGCAGGUGUCCUUUAGGAGUUGCUGACACCAUUGAUAAUAUCUGGGGAGCCCGUUUGAGGGUUUUCUUGGCACCUGGCAAUGAGGACCCACAUACCAUGUUCCUGAGGCCCCCAAUGUCCAUCCCCCACCUACUAUUUAACACCAAGGACUGCGUUCUCUGGAAAAUAAAUUUAAUUAUAA